Molecule: messenger RNA, 2739 nt
Organism: Planococcus citri (citrus mealybug)
Lineage: Eukaryota; Metazoa; Arthropoda; Insecta; Hemiptera; Pseudococcidae
Gene: Sf3a1
Product: splicing factor 3a subunit 1
Exons: 14
Coding region: 150-2663 (837 amino acids)
Biological process (GO): mRNA cis splicing, via spliceosome; regulation of alternative mRNA splicing, via spliceosome
Cellular component (GO): U2-type prespliceosome; U2 snRNP; catalytic step 2 spliceosome
Molecular function (GO): protein binding; RNA binding
Source: RefSeq, a predicted model, not a curated record
AAAACUUUUUCGAAAUUUCGAAAGGUGGUGAUUAUUUUGAACGAGUACUCGAAUAAAUCGAAAGAUUUUCGAGUUUUCAACGCCCCGAAAUGUAUAUUUGAGGAUUUCCUCUCGUUCCUGUGCCAUUGACGUGAUCCGAAUAGUGCAGAAUGCCAUCGGUCGACGUCCCUGUACCUGUGGCUCCGGCGCCGGAAAACCCAGAACCUCCUAAGGAAUCAGCUCCGGCAACGCUUCCAGUCAUCGGAAUCAUCUAUCCGCCUCCCGAAUACAGAAAUAUCGUUGACAAAACUGCUAAUUUCGUUUCUAGAAAUGGACCCGAAUUUGAGUCUAAGAUUAAGAAAAAUGAGCAAGGUAAUCCCAAGUUCAGCUUUCUCAACACCGGAGACCCUUAUCACGCGUACUAUCUGCAUAAAGUCAAGGAGUUCAAGGAAGGUAGAGGUCAAGAUGGUCAAAGUGGCACCGACGGUCAGAAAAGUGUAACAUCGGCAACUCACGCCAAACAACAAGAACUUCUAUCCAAAGUUCAAAUAAUAGAACAACCAUUCGUACCGAAAGAUCCUCCUCCUGAAUUUGAGUUCAUUUGCGAUCCUCCUAGCAUUUCAGCUCUCGAUUUAGAUAUUGUUAAAUUGACAGCUCAAUUCGUGGCUCGAAACGGUCGUAAUUUUCUAACAACGUUGAUGAAUAAAGAACAGCGAAAUUAUCAGUUCGAUUUUUUAAGACCUCAGCAUAGUUUAUUUCAAUAUUUCACCAAGUUGCUGGAACAAUACACUAAGGUUUUAAUUCCUCCUAAAGAUCUAACGAAUAAAUUACGCGAAGAAAGCACUCAUCCUCAAGUAGUCUUAGACCAAGUGAAAUACAGAGCGGACUGGCAACGUCAUCAAGAAGCUCAAAAACGAAAAGAAGAAAUGAUCAUCGAGAAAGAAAGAAUCGCUUAUGCUCAAAUCGAUUGGCACGAUUUCGUCGUCGUCGAAACAGUCGAUUACCAGAUGAGUGAAAUUGGUAAUUUCCCUCCUCCCACCACACCUGAAGAAGUAGGUGCCCGAGUCCUAAUGCAGGAUAGACAAACGUCGAAAAGAAAUGGAGACGAUGACGAUGGCAACGAUGAUAACGAGAUGCAGAUUGGAAGCGAUGAUGAAAUGAUGGAUAGAUCGGGUCGGCAAAGAAUCGAUAUGGAAUCGAGUGGCGAUGAGAGUGAAGAUGAAGCUGAAAGCUUGCAGAGGAGAUUGGAGGAGACGAAAUCCAGGGAGGGCAAAGAUAAUACGCAGGUCGAAGAUAUGGAAGAAGAAUCUUCCAGUGACAGUGAAGGAGAAGAAAAUGAAAUUAGAAUGCCACCUUUACCCAUUGAUAAGAAACAAUUCGGUGUUCCUGCUCCGCAUCUUCCUCCUCUUCCACCUGCUCCUGAUAAAGUUAUCGUUAAAAAGGGAUACGAUCCUAAACAAGCUACGAAACAAAUCCAAAAACAGACAGCGGAUGAACUCAUUUCUCCCCUUACUGGUACCAAAAUUCCGGCCAGUAAAGUACAAGAGCAUAUGCGUAUUGGUUUAUUGGAUCCGAGAUGGGUUGAACAGCGAGAUAAACAUAUUCAAGAAAAGAUUAAUCAAGAAUCUGUGUUCGCUCCGGGUACCGCUAUCGAAGCUAGUUUGAAACAACUGGCCGAAAGACGUACCGAUAUUUUCGGUGUCGGCGACGAAGAAACAGCGAUUGGUAAAAAAAUUGGCGAAGAAGAUGUUCGUAAAGAUGACAAAAUCACAUGGGAUGGUCACACAUCGAGCGUAGAAGCAGCCACCCGAGCUGCUCGAGCCAACAUUACGAUCGAAGACCAAAUCCACCAGAUCCAUAAAGUAAAAGGUCUACUACCGGACGAAGAAAAGGAAAAAAUUGGUCCGAAACCGGUAGUCAGCGAGGCGUUCAUAUCCAAAGGACCUGUAGUCAUUGCUGCUCCUCAUGUUUCCAAAACUCCUCUCAUCGGUACAUUACCAAAUGCAGUUGCACCGCCACCUAUGCCGAAACCUCAGAAUAUUACGGCUGCGCCGCCGAUGCCUCCGCAAAAUAGACCUCUACCUCCGCCUCCUCCGCCUGGUAUUUUACCUACUCCUGCAGCUCCUGUUAUGCUUAUACCCGGUGGUGUACCGCAGAUGCAGGCUAGACCACCGCUGAUGGGAGAAUAUGUACCUCAACAUCAACAAGGUUUUCAAAUGAUGGCACCUGGAGGAAAUCCUGUCCCUCAAGCUUAUAUUACUCCUCAACCGCCAAUGGGAGCGCCUCCUAUUCAGCCUGGUAUGAAACAUCCGUUAGAUAAGCCUGAAGAGGAACCUUUGGUGAAGAAACCUAGAACCGAAGAAUCACUUGAACCAGAACGUGUCUUUUUGGAAAAGUUUCUGGCUCAGGGACCUGUCAAGUUCAAAGUUGUUCUACCCAGCAUGCCAGACAAGGCCGAAUGGAAACUGAAUGGACAAAUCAUAGAACUGAGUAUGCCUCUCACCGAUUCGAUCGCUGUGAUUAAAACCGAAAUUCAUAAAUUAACUAGUAUGCCAACCGGAAAACAAAAGCUGAAUUGGGAAGGUUUGUUCUUGAAAGAUGCCAAUUCAUUAGCUUAUUAUAAUAUCACUCCGGCUACGGUGCUGCAACUACAGCUCAAAGAAAGAGGUGGCAGGAAGAAAUGAUCCAAUAUAUAAGCUGAAUAAUAAUAGUAUUGUGAAUCUGUGUAUAUAUUUUAAUAAAAUUUCAUUUUAUCGGUAA